Messenger RNA from Sceloporus undulatus (fence lizard), 2785 nucleotides. RefSeq names its product family with sequence similarity 83 member A (gene SACK1A). The record is from RefSeq and is a predicted model, not a curated record. Bases 980 to 2308 code for a protein of 442 amino acids. Lineage: Eukaryota; Metazoa; Chordata; Lepidosauria; Squamata; Phrynosomatidae. The transcript is spliced from 4 exons. Gene Ontology annotation, biological process: epidermal growth factor receptor signaling pathway.
GCAAAACAAAAUAGGCACUACAGAUCAUCAAAUAUACUAAACAUGAAUAAAGCAUGAACCCGAAGUUCCAAAAGUUUUGGAAAACAAAAAGGGCUUUAAUUUGGAAUUUCAAGACAUCGACCAUGGCUUCUGACUCCAACUCCCAUCAGCCUGGGCCAACUCAGCCAAUGGUAGGGGAUGAUGGGAGCUGCGACAAUGCGGAGUGUCUUCCGUUGUUUUUGUCAGAUAAAGUAAAGCAGGGAGAUUCAUCUAAAAACCUGUCAGAUGGGAGCUGAUCUGAUUCAAGCUGUCAGGUAGUUAUUUACCUGUCUAGUUAAUAUUUCCACAUGAGCCUUCCCUGGGUAAUUGAACAGAUUAAUUGCUUGCUUAGCUGAUCCUGAACCAGCCGCAAGCAGAUGUUGAGCACAAAACGGCUGUCUCUUAAUGUCAAAUAACCAAAUGGAUCGUCAAAUCGGGUGCAUUAAACAAAACGGCAGGGAAGAGUACCCUCUUAAGUUUUCACCUGUCAGAGAGUGAAAAAGAAAUUGUAUGAUGAAAUCCAAAUUGGAUGAUGCUGAAAGCCUCUGAAUAUCGUUUCCUCCCCUUUCUUGGGCCCUGGGGAGAAGGUGUAACUUUUUCAGUCAAGCAAACAAAUCAGCUUCAAUCCUGACUACCACCUGGAGCCUAAUUGUGAAUGAAGUGUGUCAGCUAUGCUUGUUUAUUCUUUUUUCUCCUAUUUUUUCCUACCACAAUACACCCUCGUAGCAAAAUCUAGAACAAGCAGUUAGCGUUUUGCAUGGAGGACGUCUCAAACUGGAUUAACUGUGUCUUCAUUAACUAAUUGUGUUCUUGACCAUCGAGACUUCUCAACAUUGUUCAACCAGGUCCUUGAUGUGAUGCCCAACCUCCAUUCAGCUUGAAACUGGGAUCUUUCCCUGCUAAACAAGAGGUACAGCAGAUCCUUCCUUCUGCUGCUCCUUCUACUCCCUGUUGAAGAACCAUGAGCAGAUCGAGACACGUGGGCAAGAUCCGAAAGCGACUGGAAGAGGUCAAGAACUUGUCAUUCCGACUGGCCAAACUGGAUUUCAAUCACAACGAAAGUGUCCGGCUAGCCACUGAUGCCCUCUUAGACGGUGGCAUCCCAGCCUACCUCAAGGCCUUGGAGGAUGAGGGAGAAGUGGACUUCCUCUCCACAGUGGAAGUUCAGUACAUCAAGAAGAACACAAGGGAACCCUACUAUUCGAGUGAGAUGCAUGCGGAUGGAGAAGCUGGGCCCAGACCAAAUAAUGACGCCAGGUCCCUCCAGUCGGGAACGUAUUUUCCUCUCGUCUCGGAGAAUAGCGAACCAGCCCUUCUUCACACCUGGAGCACGUCUGAAAAGCCCUACCUGAAAGAGAAGUCAAGUGCCACUGUGUAUUUCCAAACAGAUAAGAACAGCAACAUUAGGGACCUGAUACGGCGCUGCAUCAACAAGACCUACCAGGUACUAGCCAUACUGAUGGAUGUGUUCACUGAUGCUGAGAUAUUCUGUGAUAUCUUAGAAGCCGCCAACAAGCGACGGGUAUUUGUUUAUCUCCUGCUUGACCACAGCAACCUAAAGCUUUUCACUGAGAUGUGUGACAAGCUGCAUGUUGCAGAGGGACAUUUUAAGAACAUUUCCGUGAGAAGCGUUACAGGUGAGGUUUACUGUGCCAAAUCAGGUCGAAAAUUCUCAGGACAAAUACAAGAGAAAUUCAUCAUCUCAGACUGGAGAUAUGUUCUGUCUGGAUCCUACAGCUUCACGUGGUUGUGCGGCCAGGUCCACCGAAACUUCCUCUCCAAGUUUACAGGGCAAGUGGUGGAGCUCUUUGAUGAAGAGUUCCGGCAUCUCUACGCUUCGUCCAAACCCGUGGCGGAGCUGAGACCUCCUUCACAUACCUCUCUUUUCUUGCUCAACAAGAGCACUGCUGCCACCCAAGGCAGCCUCACUAACAGCAGCAACCUAGGAAGCAUCCAUACGCCCUCUGACCCGUUCAGUUGUCUUUCAAACAACAGUGGUUCUGCAAGUAGACAACCUGUGAAGACUCCAGUUUACAACAUCCAUCCCAUGUCACCAUCACCUCUCAACAGGGUCCACUCUUUCCAUGGCUACACCACAUUUAUGACCACCCCACCUCCCCACGGCAUUCAGGUCAACUACUACCAGCGCCAGUAUGUUGCCGAUUCACCAGCAGUCCUUUACAACAACAUUAACAUUUACAGGCCGAUAAGAAUGAGACAAGAGGAUAUCAACAGAGCACAGAUGAACCCGGUCUGGAGAUGUCUUCACAAAGCCAAUUUGUUAAGAUGACUACAGCUGGUCAGCUAGUUUUAUCUUUUGUUGCCCGAACAUGAAUAGUUUGGUAUGAGAGAACUAGACAACAUAACAAUACAAAACAGAGAGCUAGUGAGUCUUUAAAGAAAUGUUUUUAGACCUCAUGGCCACUAAAAAGCUUGAGAAACAUCAAACAAGUGAGUAUUUUACAGUCUGGAACAGGAAAACUAAAAAAAGAAAGAAUGUUAAGCAGGUUAUGUUAUAUAAUCAAUAAGGAAGAACAUGUGAUUCAUGAUAUUGAGGAAUUCAUGAUAUCAAAGUUUUGUCCAUCUUUUUUGCUGUUGUUUUCAAACCUUCAAGUAAUUUCUGACUUAUGGCUACCAUAAGGAAAACGUAUCAUGGGGUUUUCCAUCUGGUUUGGUGCAAAACAGACUAUUCCGUUUCAUAAACUGGAAAAAAGGCAAUGAACUAGACCUUAAGACUGCAUCAAAAAUCAUUUUAAAGAUCUAAUUG